This is a messenger RNA of Siniperca chuatsi (mandarin fish), 4959 nucleotides long. RefSeq names its product neuregulin 3b (gene nrg3b). Bases 2143 to 4476 code for a protein of 777 amino acids. Gene Ontology annotation, biological process: nervous system development; intracellular signal transduction; animal organ development. Gene Ontology annotation, molecular function: chemorepellent activity. The transcript has 9 exons. Lineage: Eukaryota; Metazoa; Chordata; Actinopteri; Centrarchiformes; Sinipercidae. The record is from RefSeq and is a predicted model, not a curated record.
ACUGUGAUACAGUGAAGUGCCCCUGGCUGGUUUCAUAGUGCAUACAGCAAUUUGUCUAUUGCAUCUCACCUACAGUAUAUCUUUCCUUAAUGGCCCUACCCAUCCAUGGUUGCUGUGUUGCAGGUUUUAUAUAAUUACAAACCAAAUGCCAAAUCUGGCUAAUUAAAGGAGACGUGAUUAUACUGUACCUUGAGAGUGUUUUUCCUCUCAUAUUCUGAUAUCAAUAAGUCGUACUGCCUAUAAAAUCUGGCUGGCUGUGUGUCUAAAGCACUACUGUCCCUUGUGACCUGUAAAAUAAAGGAUUCAUCUACUGCCCACCGAAGUAUCAAGUUGAAGUAGUGCUCUAACUCGCCCAUAAAUUAUGAGCCAGGUGUUAGGUUUGUUUGCUCUUGUAUGCCGCUGGUGGAAGACAUCGGUGUGGCGCCUCCCUCCUUCUCCUCCUCCUCCUCUUCCUCCCUCCCUCCAUCUCACCGCUCCCUGGGGUGUGUCUAUGGCAGCGCCUCUCCUCUCCACGCCGUGUGUGUGUGUGUGUGUGUGUGGCGUGCGCUGUUGUUGCUGCCGCCUCCUCCCUCUGCCUCCUAUCUGCAUCUGCUGCAGAGCUUAGCCAACACGCAUCUAUGCUCUCUCUCUUGUUUUGCCACUACCUACCUAUUUCUACCCACCAGAAUAUUUCCUUUGUUUCAUUUUUGGUUUGCUGAUAAGGGAGUCAGCGCACACCCACACCCGUGGAGUCUAGGGGGAGAGAUGGGGCAUCACUAGUCCUCACUUUGGAGUGUUGAGGACGGCGGUGAACCGGAGAGAGCGCCGGAUGGGUUAGGAGCCGUGAAACCCACAUCACUCACCGCGGAUUGAGCAAGCCCCCCCCCCCUCCAUCCUCUCUCUGUCUCACCCUAGUCUGCAGCCUCCAAGAACAGCCGCCGCAUCAUUUUUUCAGAGCAGCAGCCCCCUCCCUCCCUCACUCCCACCAUCCUCUCUCUUCUCUCCAUCUCCCUUUCUGCUGCUUGCACCACUGUGGGAAUGCAGCGAAGGUAAACGAAUCGUAGAGGCUUCUUCUCCCCCCCCCCCCCACCAACACCGGAUCCAUCAUCACAGUGGCGGACUGCAGACAUACAGCUCUGGAGACACACGGCUGUCACUCCGGGGAAAUCAGAGCGGGGUGGUCAGCGCAGGAAUUGGACCCGGAUCAGUUGGAUUUAGCCCGCUACCCCGGACACCACUAACACCCCCCAUAUCUCAUUGGCAGAUCAUAUCAGAUCCCUUCUGCCCUGCCUCGUUUCACUUUCGGUGGCUUUCACCGGCUCUCUCCUUACUGGAUUACUGGCAGCUGGAGCGACCAAAAGGGUGGCCGGGCAUGGAGAACUGAGGGCUAUUAGAGGCAAAGUUGAAGUAGCCGACAAAGACACCUGCAAGAGAAAUAGGAAGCUCUCUAAUGUAUGUAUGAAAGGUAAAAUGAACUCAAAUGAAACCUAAGAGAAUAAAGGAAUCGGUGGUUUGUAUUUUAAGGACCUUAUGCGGCCGAUAAUCAACCAAUUGAGAGUGGAGAAGGGUGCUGCCGUAGCCUGGGUUGGUGAUCUACGCACGCACACACGCACAUGGAUUUACAGCUCUAGUCUGAAGCGGAUCGAUAUCCUUCUCCGUUCUUUUCUACGUAGGCCUUUUUUUUAAACAAGGGAGUAAAGCAUCCUGGGAAUUAUCAUCGCUUCUUUAGCGCUCAACUACAGUGAGGCGCCCCCUCGCUCCGCGCUCUCACCUGUCCAUAACCUGUGCUCGCGUGGAAGCGUGUAUAUUCUUGUGCUUAUUUGUGCGUGCGUGCGUGUGUGUGUAUGUGUAUGUUUGGUUGGCUUGUUGUCCGCCAGAGGGAGUGUAGGUUAUAUUGCUUGUGUAUGCAUUUGACUGCUGUGCCAGCUUUUAAUUAGUGACUGUGAGUGAUUUGUGUCUGCUCAUGCUUGUGAGUGCUUGUGCAUUGUUCAUGUUUUAUGUUUGUGCAUGUAGAUAUAUAGGCUAGGCAUUGUGUGGGUACUAACUUAAGAUGCCCAGUAUUUCUUCUGCACCACAUCCCCUUCCUUGUAUAUGCCCUUGUAUCAUUUGGCCACCUGUUUGACCCCCUGAACACCCUAAGAGACGAAAAGCUCCAGCAGCAGGAUGAGUGAGCGCUCAGGUGCAAGCACUCUAGCAGCCAUGACGCUGGAGGAGCCAGGGGCUGAACAGGCAUCUCCCCGAGCCCCGGGCCCUCUCCGCUGUGGCCCCUGUGCUGUCUGGCCUCGCCAGCAGACCUGGCUGUGUGCCGUGCCCCUGGUAAUGGGCUUUGUGGGACUGGGACUCAGUCUCAUGCUGCUGAAAUGGAUUGUGGUGGGAUCUGUCCAAGACUAUGUCCCCACUGAUUUGGUGGAUCCCAAAGGUAGCAUUGGACAGGACCCUAUAUUUCUCUCCAAACCCAGUGCCAUGCCUAAGGGGCCCGACAUUUCCACCGCCACUACUUCAGCUGCCUCUACCACAGCAAUGGUUUCGACUACCACCCCGCUAGCUGCGGAUGGUACCGCCCCAGCGCCAAGAACUCGAUCUGGGCCUCCAGCAAACCACUCAGCUAAUGGCAGCACUGCCAAUGGAGAUGGCAACCACGCCCCACACCUUCACAACCGUGUUGGCACCCACAUUAGCGGGACUGUGGUUACCACCUCCACCACUCGCGCCACCCGACUCACCCCACCACCCAGUGGUAAGGAGGUCACCCCUCGCAGCACUGUUAGAAAAGGAAGUAGCGCUGGACGUAACGGAGCCGCCAACUCAAAGCCAGGACAGACUUCUGCUACCAUCACCACUACAGCAUCCACCACAACUACAGCUAGUGUGAAGACCACCACCAAGGUGCAGCCAACCACCUCCCAGCCAGCAGCCCCGGUCAAGCCCACGUCACGCUGGAAUCACGGGCGCCCAGGCAAGGGCCCAGCCACACGCCCACACCACCGCUUCCGAACACCAGUGGUCCCCACACUUCCUAGUCUACGUUCAGAGGUCUUCAAGCCAUGUGUGGAAGACAAGGACCUGGCCUUUUGUCUAAAUGAGGGAGAGUGCUCCAUCAUUGAAACCGUGGCUGGGGUUCACAGACACUGCAGGUGUAAGGAGGGCUACCAUGGACUACGUUGUGACCAGUUUGUACCCAAGACAGAUGCUAUCUUGUCAGACCCAACGGAUGAACUUGGGAUCGAGUUCAUGGAGAGUGGUGACACCUACCAGAGGCAGGUGCUGUCCAUCUUCAGCAUUGCCUCAGGGAUCUGUCUUCUUGGAGUGGCAUGUAUGGCUCUCUACCGCCGCAACAAAAGACACAGGGAAAAACUCCAGGCUCAUUUCUCAGAUAGCCGCAGCCUGAGGGACUGCAAUGUCAACGCCUCUGGCCUCAUGUCCAAAUCUACUCCCAGGCUUCAAUACAGCCUUCAACUCCAAAAGAGCUGCACUUCUCAUGGAUCGUCUGUUAAGGGCAGCAGCGUGGCACCAGCAGCCCCACCCAUCCUCAGCAGAACGCUGUCUAAAGGGAAACGCUUCAGGAGUAGUUCCCUCUCACUCAGUCCUGCCCAACAACGGAGGGAGACUAACUACUUCAGGACCCCGCCCAUUUCUAGAGGGAAACACAAAAUAACGACAAAUCUUAUCGACGGAUCCAGAGCGGUUGGCCACGUCUACAAACACUUGCAGGAGGAUGACUCAACAGACGUGGAGUCCAUAAGAAGGUAUGAUUCCACCAGUGGAAGAGUCGGCACUCUCCUCAGCAGGACCUCAAUCUCUCACUUCGCAGCCAGAAAGGGAUGGGCCGAGGUCCCCUGCACCCGCCUGGAUGAGGGAACCUUCCUUCCACCCUCCCUGCGCACCCGUUCUGUGCCCAUCAUCCCUUCGCUCCAAGCAUGUGACCUCGAGCCCAGGAAUGUGGACACGAGUGACCGGAACCAAAAGAGGCUCCUGAAGUGGCACCCCGUGCUGGCUGGAAAGACAGCGGUUGCCAUUAGCAAUUCUCCCCCUCCCCCCUAUGAGACUGUUGUGCUGGUGCCUGGUGUUAUGCCCAGCAGUGUUAGCCCUCCUGCCACCAACACCGUUACACUGGGCUCGGAGAAGAAUCUCAGCUCCACACAAACACCCUGCUUCAUCGAAAUUACAGUGGAAGUCGCGCAGGAAUUAAAACAGAAAAGCCUUUCCAGCCCCAUGAAAAUGUCUAGGUCUCACAGCGAGAUCCACCGUGGUGGCGCAAACACUCUCGAGGCUGGGACUGUGCAGGAGUCAGAAGGGAAAAGUGUCCAAUAUUCAGCCGGAGUUCUGCACACAGGCAAUGGGACCAGAGGUUUGAAGGCAACAGGCCAAAAAGAAGCCCAGGGACAGUGCCAAGGUCAGACAUCCCUCAUGUACGGAGGCGCAAACUGCUCCUUGGCCACCAAAGGACCCAGCUGCAGAGGAACUGGAAAUGCUUAUGCCAAGCCCUCUGCAAGCUGAUUGGAUUAACUCUGUAAAGCUUCAAAGACACCGUUUCCAAUAACUGUAUACCUUUGCUGGUGGCACAGGAUGGUUAGCAGGUGGAACCAUCUGUGUGGCCACACGGACCAAUAACAGAUGGCCGUCGAUUUUGAAGGAACAUGAACAGAUUGAACUGCUGAGGAAAAAAAUAUUGACACAACAAAAGACAUGAAAUCAUAAAGAAAAAGAGACAAACAAACACACAUUGUGAAUAAAUGUGACUCAAUAAGGAAAACAAAACCGUGACUUGAGUGGGAGCUUGACUUAAACAGUGUAUUGAAAAAAAUGCCACUAUUUAAAAGGAGCUUCUACUUAGAAACCAAAAUAGUGUGUCAUCUCUAUGUUGUUUCUCUAUUGUAAAGAAAUGAAAUUAUAUAUGUCAUAUAAUAUAUGUCAUAUAGACGUAUAUAUAUUUGACUACAAUUGUGACAAAAUAAAGACUAAGAUAACAGUGUUAAUUAA